Molecule: messenger RNA, 1491 nt
Organism: Haemonchus placei
Lineage: Eukaryota; Metazoa; Nematoda; Chromadorea; Rhabditida; Trichostrongylidae
Source: the annotation of a GenBank genome assembly
GCAUUACGAGCGCCGGUCAUCGCCCAAUGUGGGCACUGCUUCUGCAAGGAAUGCAUCGAUUCCUCCGAAAACUGGCCGGUACAUUGUCCAGCUUGUGGAGAAGAUAUAGCACCAGAUUCGCUCAAACCCGACAAUGCGAAGUGGCGAGAGGUCCAGUCCCUUCUCGUCGACUGUCCAUUCGCGCGGAACGGAUGUCAGUGGUGUGGGACUCUCAAGGAAAUGCAGAAACAUGCCGAUUCAUGCUUAUACCACGGUGUUCCUUGUCCCAAUUGCAAAAAGACAGUUCCCGAACGGGAUAUGGCAACACAUUUGGAAGAAUGCGAGAAGAAGAUUGGGAAAUGCACCUAUUGUGGUAUACGUUUAAAGGCGACCGGUAUGGAAAAGCAUUUGAAGAUUUGCCCAAGGGUGAUCAUGAGCUGCCCGUUCCAAUGUGGUCUGCUUGACCGAACACGAGAAGAGAUCGAACAACAUCGCCCACUAUGUCCAAAUAUCGACAAAUUCUGUCCAUUCGCAGAACUUGGUUCUCUUUUUGCAGGUGACAAAGAAACCAUUCCGCAACAUUUAGCCGAAGAACCAGUUCAUCAUUUGAUGUUCCUUUGUGAUGCGAUUACCGACUUGAAAGCUAUAACUGCCAAUGAAAUGUAUGGAGCACAGCUGAUCUGGCGGAUCGAUAAUAUGGAACAGAAGAUGAAUGAGGCUAGGAGUGGUACCAGACCAAUAAUUCAUUCGGAUCCAUUUGUUUCGGGACGUUAUGGCUAUAAAUUCGUUGCCAGCGCUUGCCUCUUUGGAGACGGUCAAUAUCGUGGGAAGUACAUGGCAGUAUAUGUGACCCUCGUCAGGGGCAAAUACGACUCACUUCUUCAAUGGCCGUUUGAUCUCACUGUUUGUAUCACACUUCUUGACCAGAACCCGAUUUACGAAAACCGAUGUGACAUCUCGUAUCGGGUGGACGCGAGGAAAAUUAAGGAUAAAUGCGAAUUUCUUGAACGACCAAUGACCGAUAGAAAUGGCUCAUUUGGUGCACAGACCUUUUGUAGACUGGCAGUCAUGGACAACUUUAUACGAGAGGACACGAUGUUUCUAAAGAUUGAAAUCGAUGUGCUGAAGUCACAUGAACACCUCUUGAGACCAACCUCUGUCGCAAAUCCUAAUAGUACAUCGGCGAUAAACGAACUACCACCAAGAACUCCGGUAACCGUAUCCCAAUCGCAAUUACCCGAGACUACUGAAGAGAUGAAUCUUGGAGCUGAGACGCCUUCGGAACCAUCGACGACGCUACCGAGCGAAGAAAGCUUAGAAAGGCCUGCAACGGUCAAGGAAUCUGCUCCCAAUUCUCCGAUCAGUCCGAGAUCAGCUGCAGUUCCAAUAAUUGUUAAUGAAGAGAACGAGAUUCAAGAAAACGGCGAGAUCGAAAAGUCGCACUCCUCAACAGCUCCUGAAGAGGCCAUCGAUCAUCCCGAAGUAGGAACAGUGCGACAUGAGCACGAAUGA